Molecule: messenger RNA, 345 nt
Organism: Humulus lupulus (European hop)
Lineage: Eukaryota; Viridiplantae; Streptophyta; Magnoliopsida; Rosales; Cannabaceae
Exons: 1
Coding region: 1-345 (114 amino acids)
Source: RefSeq, a predicted model, not a curated record
AUGGAUCCUACCAAGAUAGAGGUAGUAAGUCAGUGGAAACCUCCGAAAAAUGCUCUGGAUGUGAGAAGUUUUCUUGGAUUAGCAGGGUAUUAUAGGCGGUUCGUAGAAGGGUUCUCGAAUAUAGCUACGCCAAUGACCGUUCUUACCCGUAAAAAUGCUAAGUUUGUAUGGACCAAACAGUGUGAGAGGAGUUUCCAAGAACUAAAGAUGAAGUUGCCCACUGCCCAAGUGCUGACUAUCCCUAAUGGGACAGAGGAAUACGCGAUCUACAGCGAUGCCUCAGGACAAGGACUAGGGGCGGUACUGAUGCAACAUGGAAAGGUGAUAGCUUAUGCCUCCCGAUAG